Dermacentor silvarum is the source of this 1321-nucleotide messenger RNA. RefSeq names its product centrosomal AT-AC splicing factor. The record is from RefSeq and is a predicted model, not a curated record. Lineage: Eukaryota; Metazoa; Arthropoda; Arachnida; Ixodida; Ixodidae. Bases 136 to 1221 code for a protein of 361 amino acids. The transcript is spliced from 9 exons.
GCCGCUCUGGAAUGCGUGAUGAGAGCGGUGGUUUAUGUUUUGUGUGCUGUUGGUUUCGCUCGUUAUUUCUGCUCUACAUGAAGUUAAUCUUAGCACUCUACCCAACUCUUAUAGUCUGUAACUAACGCGUGUACUAUGGCGGCCAUAGAAUCCUUCAUGCAAUAUACGCUGUGCGAGCUGUGUAGGGUGAGUCAUAACGUUGGGAAGAAGCACGUAUAUUCGAAGAAACACCAAGAAAUCGUCAAAAAUGUGUUGGCAAAGUACCUUAAGAAAGUGAACGAAGCGAAGCAAUUCCUGAAAAAACCCGAAGUGCACGAUUUGCUUUGGGAAGAUGGGGCUAAAGUUUGGUGCUACUUUUGCACCGUGGAGGUCGAAAAACAUGGGAGAAAUGUUGACGAUGCUUUGAGCGUUCGCAGCUACAACUUUCUCCUGCACCUCGCAACGCCAGCCCAUGAAGCAGCCUGCAAGUCUUUCUUCUGGAAGAACAAAAUCAGCAAGGCAUCAGUUAAGCUGUACAUAAUCAACAGUGCCAUAGUUUCGAAAGCCGAGCCACUUAUUAAUGCUGCAGAGAAGGCCUACCUUGAGAAAAUGGAAAGGCUGCAUCAAAAGAGUGUUUCUGCCAUCCUUAAAGCCAACAAGCAGAGAGAAGAUAUUGUGAAGAAAGCACGCCUCGAGUACUCUUCAGCGGUUAGCGAACACGCUGGUCCCCAAGCCCCAGCCUGGCUGCAGCAGCUGGUCAUCACUAAAUGGCAGUUCAUCAUCGAGUGUACAGCAUUAUUAUAUCAUCGCAUCGUGUUCUGCGAAAGUGCAUCCAUUGCAAAUUCUUGCUUUUCUUCUACGCUACGUUUAAAGCGAGCCAUACCACAGGGGAUGAAGGGAAAUAUCCACACUGGAGCAAAGCCUCCCUGGCUGUGUGAAGACAGUGAGGAGGAAGAUGAAGAGGAGGCAACCAUGGCCAAGCGUCCAUGCAUUGGAGAGGUUUCCAAGGCUCCCAUUGGACCCACCAUGGAGGACUUCCAGAAACAUUUGUUCCUGGAGAAGCGGAAGAAGCUCAACCCAAACCGUGUUGGGGCAAAUUUCGACCACUUUUCGGAGACAUCAGAAGAGUGGCUUCCAUCAUUUGGGCGUGUGUGGAACUUUGGUAGAAGGUGGCAGUCUAGGAGUCAAUACCGAAAAGAAGAAAAGACUGCGAGGAAGUGGAAGAACCCAAAGGAAAGUUAAACUUCGCCCGCACAAAUACUUGUCUUAAUGGGCACAAUGCUGUCACUGCUUUUUGUAAAUAAUAAAUGGUAUAUAAUGUCUGAAGCUUGCAGCAAUUUCU